AUGAAAUUAUCUCAGCUAUCGUCAAUAGCAAAUAAAAUAGCUUCUUUGCCUAGCUCAAAAUCAUAUAUACAUAAAAAUGGCGUGGCGAAACCUACCUGCCCUCUUAACACCUGUAGCUGGGAGAGAAUCCGGGGACCUUGUAGAAGGGAGGAUAGCGUCUGGUGAUGUUUAUCCAGCCGGGUUUUACUUGGUCUGGUGGAGCGCAACAUCGGGGUGCCGACCGCAAGCUCAUCUCCAGCAUCAGGUUUUACCCGAGGAGGAUGGGACUUGGAAGUUGUAAAGGGAUAGCCCAACAAGGCCAGAGGGCGUUCGCUUGGCCAUUCGGGCAUUCCCUAGCGUGAAACCGGGAGUUAGCCCCUGGCUACGAGUUUCAUCUUGGCUAACAACCCUGGCCAGAAAAUUCAUUUUUGGAAUUUUCGGAAAAGGUAAACCUCUUUCGAGGUACGGUACGGUGACCCAGUGUCUUUAGCUCUGGGUAGCAAGUGCCUGAGGGAGCAACACAAUUACUGAAGGCUGUGAUUCCAGACUGGCGAGAAAGGGGGUGGAGCGAUACAAGGGACGUGAUAAGCCGACAUGACUAGCUGGGAGCUUCUCUAUAAUCUAAUUAAGUAAUUAAGUAAGCCUAGCUCAAAAUCAAGAAAAAUUGUGGAGAUUGCCCCAUCAAUUGAUGAUUUACAAGCAGCUGUGGAGCUGCCGAUAGGCGAGGAUCUUAAUGAGUGGUAUGCGGUUCAUAUCCAUGAUUUUCAUAACGAAAUCUAUUUGCUUUAUGAUUCGAUUUCUGAACUUUGUACAAGUAGAACUUGUCCAACUAUGUCAGCUGGGGAAAAAUAUGAAUAUUUUUGGGUUGACGCUGAAGAAACAAAGCAGCCGACAAGGGUAACUGCAUAUGAGUAUAUAACAAAUGUUAUACAGUAAUAGAUUGGCUCCUAAUUAAAAAAAUUAAUUUUUCUUUUUUAAAAAAAAAUUAAAAUAGCUUGGCCAUGAUGACUGGUAUAUGUCAUGGAUUGAAAAUUUGUUAGAAAAUGAAAUGUUAUUUCCGACUGCAGAAAAAAAAAAUUUUCCUGCAAUGUUUGUGCUGAUUGUGAAAACGGUUUUAAAUAGACUUUUUAGGGUGUACGCUCAUAUAUAUUAUUCACAUUUAGAUGACGUUAAUGAAUUGGGGCUGGAGUUUCAUUUAAAUACAUCAUUCCGCCAUUUUGUGUACUUUGUUAACAGAUUUAAUUUGAUGAAAGAAAGAGAUAUGGAGCCACUGAGGGAAGAAAUAAGCUGCUUUAUGAAGAUGAAAGGGAGGAAUCUGUAUUCAAAAUCUAUUGCCUGCACGAUGAGGUAA
Molecule: messenger RNA, 1330 nt
Organism: Blepharisma stoltei
Lineage: Eukaryota; Ciliophora; Heterotrichea; Heterotrichida; Blepharismidae
Source: the annotation of a GenBank genome assembly